Oncorhynchus masou masou (cherry salmon) is the source of this 6785-nucleotide messenger RNA. Its product is annotated as regulating synaptic membrane exocytosis protein 3-like. Lineage: Eukaryota; Metazoa; Chordata; Actinopteri; Salmoniformes; Salmonidae. The record is from RefSeq and is a predicted model, not a curated record. Gene Ontology annotation, molecular function: small GTPase binding; transmembrane transporter binding. Gene Ontology annotation, biological process: calcium ion-regulated exocytosis of neurotransmitter; intracellular protein transport; regulation of membrane potential. The transcript has 34 exons. Bases 213 to 4826 code for a protein of 1537 amino acids. Gene Ontology annotation, cellular component: cytoskeleton of presynaptic active zone; presynaptic membrane.
GAAGAGAAAAGAGCGAGAGAGAGGAAGAGAGAGAGAAAGAGAAAGGGCGACUAGGAACCGAAGAAGCACUCCCACCGUGGGUGCCUGCCACCAUGGGAGCCUUGCAUCACUUGCCCGAGCCGUUGCUUCGUCCAUGGGCCAUGUCGUGAUCCGUGGGCACCGCCAGCGGGAUUUCUGUCAGUGAUCCUAGCCGCCAAAGAGAGGAGGAGAAGAUGUCCGCCUCGGUGGGCCCUCCGGGCGGCGCGCGUCCACCCGUCGUGCCGGCGUCCAUGCCCGAACCGGACCUGAGCCAUCUGACGGAAGAGGAGAGGAAGAUCAUAAUGGCCGUGCUAGCUCGACAGAAGGAGGAGGAGGAGAAGGAAGAGGCCAUGUUAAAGGAGGAGAAGCCCAUCCAAGCAAGAACUGUGAACCUGGUUGGGCAGAAGAAGCCACAGCAAAACGAUGUCCGAGGUAUCCAGCAGCAGAUGUCGAGCUACAGGGAGACGGUGCGGCGGGUGGGGGAGGAGACGCGCCGGCAGACCACCACGGGCCAGCACCGGGACGACGCUCCCACCUGUGGCAUCUGCCACAAGACCAAGUUUGCUGACGGCUGUGGCAGCCUCUGCUCUUACUGCCAGACCAAGUUCUGCGCCCGUUGCGGAGGGAGGGUGUCCUUACGCACCAACAGUGAGGACAAAGUGGUGAUGUGGGUGUGUAAUAACUGCCGUAAGCAGCAGGAGAUCCUCACUAAGCCAGGGGAGUGGUUCUCAGGUCCAGGGAAGCCAGGUCUAGGCUCAGGCAUCAGUGACCCGGCCAUGUGUGGCCUGAACCCCGGUGACAAGAAGCUCCGUUCCCACUUCCAAGUCCCCCUGGGGCCCCUCGACCCCAAUCACCCCGGUGACCCAGGACUGGCACCCGGGAUGGACCCCCGCUCACGUAGCGAGCCGCCGAGAAAGCCGGGCGAUCAGAACAUUAAAGGUCGAGGUGAGCGUCGGCCGGGUCACCCCAGACUCCAUACCCAGGUGUCAGUGGACCGGGACCAGUGGGAGCGCGAGCGGAGGGAGGGCCGGCGGCUGAGUAAGGGCCGCUCUCUGGAACAUGAUCCUGUGGGAGUGGGGGUCCCCCGAUGGACAGAGGAGGGCUACCACAUAGACCCCAACGCCCCCCGACAUUUAGCCCAGCCCCAGCCAGGGGAGCCACUGGGGGGCAGGCACCCUCUACAGCCCCAGGGGCGAGGCAGGGGGGUUGGGAUGGGGAUUGGGUUUGAGAGUGUUGGGGGCAUUGGGGGCCAGCCCGAGGCUAUGCUGGGCCAGAGGACGGUGGUGGGAGGCACUAGGGGGCCACAGGGCCUCGGCCCUCCACAGCUCCAGCCCCCAGAACUCAGGGAGCCCCCUAGGACAGCCCCAGGCCCCGGUCAGGAUCCCCUCCUGCGCCGGUCCAAACGGGACAAGGCUGAGAGCAUGCUGCGCAAUGAUUCGCUCAGCUCGGACCAGUCAGAGUCUCUGCGGCCGCCCCCGCCACGGCCGUACAAGUCAAAACGUGGCGGUGCCGGGAAGAGACAGACAUCUGUCAGCAGCUCAGAGGAAGAGGGAGGGACCACGCCGGAGUAUAGCAGCUGUGAGGACGCAGAGAUUGAGAGUGUCAGCGAGAGAGGUGGGAGAGGUAAGAGGAGAGGGGACUGGGAGUGCUACCCGCUGGACCCCACUGUGUGGCAUCAUCCGGUGACAUGGCAGCCGUCCAAAGAGGGUGACCAUCUAAUUGGCCGAAUCACCCUGAGCAAGAGGAGUGCUAUGCCCAAAGAGGCCGGAGCACCGCUGGGGCUGAAGGUGGUUGGGGGAAGGGUCACAGAGGCGGGCAGACUGGGAGCCUUCAUCACUGUAGUCAAGAAGGGCAGUCUGGCCGACAUCGUGGGACACCUUCGAGCAGGGGAUGAGGUUCUGCAGUGGAACGGCAAGAUGUUGCCAGGAGCAACCCAGAAAGAAGUUUAUAAUAUCAUUCUCAAUUCUCAAGCAGAACCUCAAGUGGAACUGGUGGUGUCCCGGCCCAUUGGUGAUAUCCCAAGAAUCCCAGACACGUCCCACCCUCCAUUAGAAUCUACAGGUUCCAGUUCAUUUGAGUCCCAGAAGAUGGAGCGGCCAUCUAUAUCGGUCAUGUCCCCCACCAGUCCCAGUACACUUAGAGACCACCCACAGCUAAUGCCUGGACAGCUUGCAGUACUGCCCGGACAACUUUUAGUCAAGCUGUGGUAUGAUAAGGUGGGACACCAGCUGAUUGUGAACGUGGUACAGGCUACAGAGCUGCCUCCCCGCCCGGAUGGGCGACCCAGAAACCCCUACGUCAAAAUGUACUUCCUGCCAGACCGAAGCGAUAAGAGCAAGCGGAGGACUAAGACAGUGAAGAAGAGUGGAGAGCCAAAGUGGAACCAGACGUUUGUGUACUCCCACAUCCACCGCAGAGACUUUCGCCAACACAUGCUAGAGCUGACCAUGUGGGACCAGCCUCGCUUACCUGACGAGAAUAGCAUGUUCAUGGGAGAGAUCCUAAUAGAGCUGGAGACAGCCCCGUUGGAUGACAAGCCUCACUGGUACAAGCUGCAGACCCACGACGUGUCGUCUAUCCCCCUGCCCUGGCCAUCCCCUUACAUGCCCCGCAGAAACACAGACACACCCAGCAAGAAGCUGCAGCGUUCUCAGCGUGUUAAAGAGCCUGAGUACGAUGACACUGGACCUAUGUCUAAAGCUGCCGAGAGGGGUUCGCGGGAGAGGGGGAGGCAGCAGAAGGAUCCCCACGCCACCACUCUGGAGGUGCCGGAGCAGAAGAGGACACCCCAGCAUCGCUCUCGAUCUGUCUCUCCUCACAGAGAGGAACAGGGCAGGGGGCGAUCACGACCCGCCAAUGUCCCCACCCAGAGGAGUUUGGAUGAUGAGAUCCACCAUAGUAGGAGGUCUCGUUCUCCCACCCGCUACUACGACUCUACCAGAGGACACUACCAGGAGCAGGACUAUGUAGAUGACAGUGAGGUCAUCCUGAUCCACCAGUCAAUGCGAGGCAAAAGUGCAGAAUGCCUACACACUGAAAGGGGCUCUCCUAGACACAGUACCAUACUACCCCCUAAGAUGCCUCUCUUAGUCAAUGGCAUCCACAAGGACAUUUACAGUGAUCUACAUACCUCUCUGGACAGGGUUAAGACUAGGAGUGCUAGCACCAACUGUCUGAACCCAGAAAGGAACCAUAGUGUUCCUUCACCAGAUCCCCAAAGCUGCUCCCAGUCUCUGCCCCGCAGACGCCCCGCCAGCCCCAGGAUUCUAAUCCAACACGCCUCCCCAGAAGAUGACAGCAAAUGGAUGAUGGAACCUCUAGUACCUAGACAGGAGACAGUUAACCACCUCAGUGCAAAGAAGAGGCAAACUCGGAGCCUGGACUCAUCCACCUGUCACACUCUGGGCAAGAAGCUCCCUGACAACGACAGGGGCCACCUCCAAGGUGGUGCGUCUCUGUCCUCCUCAGUGAUGUCCUCGUCAGCAACUCGCAGGGUCAGACAACUCCCACAGGUCCCAGACAAGAGCAGCAGCCCCGUAGAGCAAGCCCUAGCAGCAGAGGAGCGUGUUCGUCAGCUCCAGAUGAAGGUGCAGCAGAGGGACUCCUAUAGGAGUUCUGCUGCUCCGUCCACUUCUAGCAGGGACGUGGAGAGGGUGCUCAAGAGCAAACGCGAGGUCAGUCACCUGUCACUUGAGCUGUAUAAGGACCAGAGGAGAACCAGCUGUGAGAACGUAUCCCGCAAGUCUUCAGACAGUGAUGUCAGCGACGUGUCAGCCAUCUCUCGCACCAGCAGUGCCUCCCGCAUCAGUAGUACCAGCUACAUAUCCAUCCAGUCAGAGAGACCCCGGGGACGCUUCAACAAGGCGAUGCGUGCGUCAGGCCGCAGCAUGUUGAAGAGCACCAGUGUGAGUGGUGAGAUCUAUGGCAUUGAGCACACGGACGGCAGCCAAUCAGAUACAGCAUUGGGCGGGGGCAAGAAGCGGCGCUCCAGCCUCAGCCAACGGGUGGUGGCCAUUGUAGGCCUGCCCUCCAGACGCAGCUGCAGCACCUCACAGCUCACCUCCCAGAAAGCAGUUGUGGUGGAUACUAAGAAGAAGGGCAAAAAAAAGAACAAAAUUCAGAUCCAGCGGAGUACAGAGGUGGGCAUGGCUGUAGAGUACCCCCGCUCUGCCAUGAACCGCCAGGCCAGCAGAGACUCCACUGACGGGAGCAUGAACAGCUACAGCUCUGAGGGGAAUCUAAUCUUCUCGGGGAUGAGGCUGGGGGUUGACAGUCAGUUCAGUGACUUCCUGGAUGGCCUUGGCCCCGCCCAACUGGUGGGCCGGCAAACGUUAGCCACACCCGCCAUGGGAGAUGUUCAGAUCGGAAUGAUGGACAAAAAAGGCCAGCUAGAGGUGGAGGUGAUUAGAGCACGUGGCCUUACCCCCAAACCAGGGUCCAAAUCACUCCCAGCACCCUAUGUCAAGGCCUACCUGCUGGAUAACGGAGCCUGUAAAGCCAAAAAGAAAACCAAGAUUGCACGUAAAACCCUGGAGCCACUCUACCAGCAGGCCCUGCUGUUUGAGGAAAGCCCACAGGGGAAAGUCCUCCAGGUAAUAGUCUGGGGCGACUACGGGCGACUGGAUCACAAAUGCUUCAUGGGGGUUGCACAGAUCCUAUUGGAGGAGCUGGACCUCUCCAGCACAGUGAUUGGCUGGUACAAAUUGUUUCCUCCUUCCUCAUUGGUGGACCCUACCUUAGCCUCGCUAACGCGGCGGGCAUCCCAGACAUCCCUGGACAGCUCAGGACCAGCUGGUAUGCGCUCUUAGUGACCACAACGCAACCACAACCCCAAAUGGACAACAACCAAUGGACCACAACUGACCAGAGUGCAUGACCACAUCCCUAGGGCCAAGAUAAACCUUAAGCAAAUCAAAGCCAGACAGAUAGAGAUAUACAGAGAAAGAGAGGGAGAGCGAGAACUAGCCAAUCAAAGUUUAGCUGAAGUCAGACAAUCAUUUCCCAUGCCUCCCUCCUUCUGUCUUCUCUCCUUUCUCUGGGCUGCUAGGCCUUGCUCCUGAGUCUCACCUCUUCUAUUUCUCAUCCCUCCUUUUUAUGUAUCCAUCCUCCUCCUCUCUGACAUCUCCUGUUUUGUCCCCUCUUUCUCCAUUCCUCCUCUCCCUCUGUUGAGUGUGUUAUGGCUUGUGCUCCUGAGAUUGAAGGGACUCAUGCAGCCCACUCUGUUAGGGGGCACAAGGGAUGUCAGCCCAGGCUGGGUGUAGCCGAUCAGUGAAUAGGUUAUUGUGAGGCCAUAAAGAGUGUGCAGGAGACAAAGGGAAAAGGUUGAAGAUACCCUGCCGACAGCUGCCCAUCAAAAUGUGUUUCAGCAUUGAGGUCGUCAUGGCAUUGCUAUAUCUGUGAGGAUUGGCGUGAUUGCACAACCUGUUAGGGGAGGGAGACUGCACAGGUGAAGACAAUACUUGUUCUAAGAUCAAAGCAAACACAAAAGCUUGAUUCUUUUUCAGACAACAAAUGGUUGCGAAAGAGAAAAAAAGGGCCAAAUUAUGGUUAGAUCUAUUUUAUUCCAUAUUCUAUUUGCCUAGAGUUGAGAAUGUUGAGAAUGUGGUGCAGACUCCCUGUGUGCAUAUUUGGUUUCGAGUGACGGUGGUCUGCAGACCAGCAGAGGUCUCGUCACCCCCGGCGAGUGUGGCGGGCGCAGCAUGACUCGGGACCCCGGCCCAAGCUGCAUGCACAUUUUUUUGUAAAACAAAAGCCAGACGAAUUACUUAAAAAGAGACUAGACUAAAUGUGUGUUAGUUCCACAUACUUUAGGCCAGCUUGUAUGUUGCAUGUACUUGUACAGUUUGCUCGUACUGAAUAUGAAUACAAACAGAAAAGCCAUCCGCCAUCCAAGGGCGGACACCGGGGGAAUAAGCUCCGCCCAGGCCACACCUCCCACUCUGCGUAUGAAUAUCCAUAUUAGGAAGUCUCCAAAAGACUUUUUUCUUUUCUUGUGUUCCUUUUGAACCCUUUGGAGAACAGUGCUGUAUCGUAGUACUGAGCAAACUGACUAUCUGAGGAGCUAGGUGUUUUAACUAUAGUCUUUGGCAGUGGGGCUAGGUAGAGAAUGUGUGUAUAAAAACAGAGAUUAAUGUAUAUGAAGUAUAAUUAUGACAUAAAUGAUAAAAGAUAUAGAUAUAUAUGAUUAUCAAAUGAGUGUAUCUGACUAUACAACUAUCACUUAUAAACACACACACACGUUGUAAAUAUGAGUCAGGGGGACGAUAUUUACACACACAAAACGAUCCAAACAUUCCUAGUCCUAUGGAAACAGAUCUGAGCCCCUCGCCCUGUGCUUUGAGAGCCGCUGAGCGGUGCCCAACCACAAGGGGGAGCCAGCAGACCUUUCAGUUUCUCCUCAUAGCAGCCAAAACCAACAUGACUAUUUGCAACACAUGCCACCUUGUUUCUUUAACUGCAAAACUUUAAUCCCCGUAUUUGAUCAUGGUUUGGACUGAAUUGAAAAACCCAUAAAGGUUUUGUUAGCUGACGUUUUAGUUGAACCUCUUGCGGUGCGGCCCACUGCCCUUUCCUUUGUCGGUAUUACUCCACGAUACUGAUUGUUUACAGUCCAUGAGUUUCCACUCAAAACACCAUAUCUAGGAAAGAAGUAUUCACUUCAACAUUUCUUGUUUGUAUAACAGAUGUGGCUCUACUGAUGUGUAUGUUUUAUAUUCAAGAGUUCAUUUUUAUUAUUUACAAAUAAAAGACUGUGGAAGAAAAUGGUG